Molecule: messenger RNA, 1132 nt
Organism: Suillus plorans
Lineage: Eukaryota; Fungi; Basidiomycota; Agaricomycetes; Boletales; Suillaceae
Exons: 8
Coding region: 1-1023 (340 amino acids)
Biological process (GO): protein sumoylation
Cellular component (GO): cytoplasm; SUMO activating enzyme complex
Molecular function (GO): SUMO activating enzyme activity
Source: RefSeq, a predicted model, not a curated record
AUGGACACACACUACGAAGGAGGGAGCAAAGGCGACCCGGUGCAGAUUACGGAAGAUGAAGCAGCUGUUUAUGACCGUCAGAUACGAUUAUGGGGCCUUGAAGCUCAGCAACGAAUGCGAAAUGCCACCAUCUUGGUUAUCCGACUGCGGGGCACCGCGACAGAAGCAAUCAAAAACAUCGUUUUGGCAGGGAUAGGGAAACUUGUCAUUUACGACUCAGAAGAAGUUAAGGAGGAGGACUUGGGAGCUGGCUUCUUUUUCAGAGAUGAGGAUGUGGGGAAAAAGAGAGUAGAUGCCGCAAAGGCUCGAAUAGAGGCACUGAAUCCACUUGUUACAGUGCAAGCCCUGAGACAUCCAACGCUUCUAGAGCAGGGGUCUUUAGAAGCCCUCAUUAUGAGCGUUGAUCUAGUUUGCGUGACGGAUUGGGACCGCGAAGCCUUGAUUAAGAUCAACGACAUCUGCCGGCAGUUUGGGAAGCCGUUCUAUGCUGGUGGUACAUUUGGCUUGCUCGGUUACGUCUUCUGUGAUCUGCUCAAGCAUGAUUAUAUUUCUCCUGACCGAUCGGCACCCAAAGAAGCACCAAAGAAUGUGAAAGCGACUGCAUCCUACUCACGGCUGUCGACGGCUUUGCAGCAUCGGUGGACAGGUCUGACAAAACGCCAGACAAAGGAACUCAACCCCGCCGUGGUGCACAUCAUUCUAGCCCUUUGGGAGUAUCAACAUAUCCAUGAAGGCAAACUUCCAGAUGACAUUGACGCAACCUCUGAGCUAGGGCAAAUAGCCAAUUCUAUCCUCGCUUUGUCGGACGUUAACCGACAAGUUCUGACUUCAGUUCCUCCGGAUUUGAUUGAUGCAAUGAGCACAUCAGCUGUGCACGAGUUUUCGCCGACAUGCGCAGUUGUUGGAGGGAUCUUGGCGCAGGAUAUUUUGAAAGCUCUCGCCGCUCGAGAAGCGCCGAUAGCAAACUUUUUCACGUUCGAUGGAAACACAGGUGGUGGAUCGGUAUGUAGGAUGAAGAUGUAGUUGAUACUGUUGGACCAUACGUGAUGUUUGUUUAAUUAUCAUCACCACGGCAAUAUUGUCGAAGCGUGGUGUUACAAUUUCAAAGCAGGCUGGGCAUGCGUGUAGCGUG